AUGAAGUACAGCAGCUACCAGUCGGAGAGUCCCAGAUUCUUCUACAACAGCACCAGUUACAGAUGUGAGCGGCUCUUCGGUAGCUGUGGGUCCAACAAGAACGUAUUUGAAACCCUGGAAAGCUGUGAGGCUCUGUGCAAUGAAAAGUUCCAUUGCAAUCGGCCCGUGGAUUACGGUGAAAACCCCCAUAAUCGAUUCAGCAACCACACCGACAUUAGAGGCAAACCUAAUGACACCACCGUCAACUUCUACUUCUACAACGUGUCCAGUGGGAGCUGUGAGGGAUUUCACUUCAGAGGAAGUUUGUCCAACGGGAACCUCUUCCGGACCGUGAAGGAGUGUGAAAGUCUCUGUGGUGUCAAAGGUAACUGA
Molecule: messenger RNA, 372 nt
Organism: Perca flavescens (yellow perch)
Lineage: Eukaryota; Metazoa; Chordata; Actinopteri; Perciformes; Percidae
Product: inter-alpha-trypsin inhibitor-like
Exons: 2
Coding region: 1-372 (123 amino acids)
Molecular function (GO): serine-type endopeptidase inhibitor activity
Source: RefSeq, a predicted model, not a curated record